CCGAAAGCCAAGAAAAUGUCGUUCACGGGGACUUUAGACAAAUGCAAAGCUUGUGAUAAAACGGUUUAUUUUGUUGAUUUAUUGUCGGCGGAUGGAGUCACGUAUCACAAAGCAUGCUUCAAAUGUAGCCAUUGCAAAGGAACGCUUGUGAUGAGCAACUACUCUUCCAUGGAUGGGGUCCUCUAUUGCAAGACACAUUUUGAACAACUUUUCAAGGAAUCUGGGAAUUUCAGCAAGAACUUUCAAACAACAAAACCAGAAAGAGAUCCGUCACUGCAGACAAGGACACCAAGCAAAUUAUCCUCUAUGUUCUCCGGAACUCUAGACAAAUGUAGAGCUUGUGAUAAAACCGUUUAUCCUCUCGAAAAGGUGACAAUGGAAGGAGAAUCAUACCACAAGACUUGCUUCAAAUGUGCUCAUGGAGGGUGUCCUCUAACACACUCAUCAUAUGCUGCCCUUGAUGGUAUCCUAUAUUGUAGGCAUCAUUUUGCUCAACUUUUUAUGGAAAAGGGUACCUACUCUCAUGUCCUUGAGGCUGCAAACCAAAAGAAAAACGGCCCCGCCUCAUCCGAAGAACAACCACCAGGAGAUGGAGAUGAAGGUGAAGCCGCUAACGCUGGCGAUAGCCAGCCCGAACCGGAGGAUGAACAACCGGAAAAAGAAGAAGAAAAAGAAGAAGAAAAGGAAGAAAAAGAAAAAGAAGAGGAGGAAUCCAAAACAGAUUAAUCCUACACCAAUAAACACAUUUUGGUUAAUUGUGUGUCACAUGGAUUAGUUUGUAUAUUUUAAGAAAAGAAGUCACAUUAAUUUCUUUAGUGGGAAACACCAUUUCUUGAUCACUAGAUUGUGAUUCAUAUAAUGGUCUCAAAUAAAUUUCCAGUUUUGAUGUAUGUAUGUAUAUAUGUAAAUUUUUGGUAUACAUGAAUAUUUUGAUGACAA
Helianthus annuus (common sunflower) is the source of this 939-nucleotide messenger RNA. Its product is annotated as LIM domain-containing protein PLIM2b. Gene Ontology annotation, cellular component: plasma membrane; actin cytoskeleton. The record is from RefSeq and is a predicted model, not a curated record. Bases 16 to 726 code for a protein of 236 amino acids. The transcript is spliced from 5 exons. NCBI's taxonomy places the organism in Eukaryota, Viridiplantae, Streptophyta, Magnoliopsida, Asterales, Asteraceae. Gene Ontology annotation, molecular function: actin filament binding. Gene Ontology annotation, biological process: actin filament bundle assembly.